UCAGUUCUGCGGCGCCGCCAUAGCGGUAAUGUGUUAGAGGUGCGCGUCACACGCCGUUGCGAGUACGAACGGGAUCGGUAUUCUUUUGUUCCCCUUCCUUUUUUUUUUGUUUUGUUUUACUCCGAAGACACACUCUUUCCGUACGAGCGGCUGCGGGACACUAUUUCGAAAAUAGCCGGUGACCGUUUUUACAUUUGUGUUUCGUGUCGAAUAAAUUGUCUCGUUACCAGAGUGUCGGCCACCUCUCAAAAGAAAUAAAUAACGAGCUGCAUAGACAGCUUACCUCCUGAGAUCUCGUGGUAACUGCUGAAUUUGACGUGCAUCAGUGGUGCAUAACAGUGCUUUUUUGUGAACAGCGGAAGAAAAUUUUCUAAAAUUCGUUUGAAAAAAGUGCAAAUACCAUAGUGCCACCGCUCAAUGCGGACAGGAUUAUACGUGGAGCCAACGUCCUCAGGAAUUCUCCGUCGUUGCUGCAGCAGCCCAAGGAUGCCAGAGUCGGUGAAGAAACGGUGACACUCCGAGCUGUGGCGGCAAGGCUCGUCAAGGACGCGGUCUCCCUUACUACUGCGAGCAGGAAAGAGGCGAGCGGAGGAGAGAACAACGACAAAAAAGCAACCAAGUCUCAGGAGGAGUGCCCCAUCCUCGCUUUUAAUUCAUUCCUGUCUGGGAAGAGAGAGAGAGAGAGGGAUUAAGACGUGCAGACGAGCUGACAGAAGGGAACGAGACAAUAAUCUCUCGCUGCGCCGGCUGAAUGAAAUGAUUUAUCUCCCCCUUGCGUGAUAUCGGCCCAUUCUCGGUGCGGCAUAUCUUCGGGCACAGGUCCUUAAGCUCUGGAGCAGCGAGGAUCCUUUCCCACUUUUCCCCCCCCUGUUGUCGCGACGGAAGAAGACGUUCUUGAUUCGACAUCGAACGAUACGGGUGACGUCUAGUGCCUUCAGAGCGUUUUUUUUUAUGUUGACGAUACUGUCAAAUAUGAGCAGAGAUUCGUCUCUUUGACAGUGUGACGAAGAAAAAAAAGAAGCGACAAAUACGAGCGCCUUGUAAUAUCUCUGCGUUUUCCACAGAGGUAUAAACUCACUGAGAGUAUAUAUUGUGCGGUUUUGUUUGUGUGUGUGUGUGAGUGUUCUUUUUUUCUUGCGCGAGAAGUGCUCGAUCGCUCCGUCGUUUCGGUUCGUUCCGCGCGAAGUUUUUCCGCGAAAUUCUGCGCUUGCCGGUUUCGUUCGUCGCGCCGCGUUUUCCGAAAAUUUGUUAACCGCUUUGCUGACCGGCAGGGAAGGAAAUAAAAUAACAGUUUUCUGCUGCACUCCUUACCGAUUCAUAGUAAAUGUGAAAAUCGUAGGUUGUGCACGUAGAUUUAUUUUAUUGUUUUUUACGUUUGGUUUUACUGCAAACAGUGAGCGCGUUUGGCAGUGAAGACUGUCGUGGAACAGUAGCUCAGAUUUGUUUCUUCGUUUCGCGUGUGUUCACUGGUGACGUCACGUCCUAUCUGUUCAGUGACCGCGUUGCAGCGGAUUGAGGUGGUGGUUGUUGUUCAUCGAGCAAUCCCUGAUCGUCGGAGAAAACCGGCAGCUGUCACGAGGAGAAGAGAGUUCCUUGGAUGCGGAUAGCGAUUUUUGGUGCGACCAGGGACGGCGAGAAGAGAUACGACUGUUAGCGUGGCGGUCGCGAUGCUGAAGGCGCUGCGCCGGCGGCCGGUGCGUUUCGCGGCGCUGGCCGCCGCCGUGGCCGUGGCGCUGCUGUGCCUCUACUACCGCAACAUGGCCGCCGCGGGGGAGUCCCCGGCGCCGGCGCCUCUGGCGGCCGCGGGCCGAAGCUCGGCGCAGGGCGGGCCGCGCGAACCGCUGCCCCAGCAGCAGCAGCCGCCGCAGCCGCAGCAGCAGCUGCAGCAGCAGGGCGACGACCGGGAGGAGGACAACGAGGUGCUGGCGCAGCCGCCGGGGGCCGGCGGAGGCGAGCCGCCCCCCGCGCCACAGCCCCCGGAGGCGGACGACCUGCCCGACGCCGUCGUCAGCCGCGACAACUGCCCCGCGCUCGUCGUCGCCGACGCGGACGUCGACACCUCGGAGCAGUUCCGCAAAUUCGAGUUCCAGCCCUACUGGAUGAAGAGCCGCGAAUACUGGGACGCCAACUUCGAGUCGCGCUACAAGGACAGGAAGGAGAAGUGGGCCGACAUGCCGCUCAAGGUGGUGAUCGUACCGCACUCGCACAACGACCCGGGCUGGCUGAAGACCUUCGAGAGUUACUACCACUACCAGACGCGCAACAUCCUCAACAACAUGGCCGACAAGCUGCCCACGCUGCGCAACAUGACCUUCAUGUGGACCGAGAUCGCCUUCUUCGCGCAGUGGUGGGAAACGGCUCACCCGACGAAGCGGCGAGUGGUGCGCCGGCUGCUGGAGGAGGGCCGGCUGGAGAUGACGACGGCGGGCUGGGUGAUGACCGACGAGGCCACCUCCCACCUGUACGCCAUGCUGGACCAGCUCAUUGAGGGGCACCAGUGGCUGAAGAACAACCUGGGCGUGGAGCCGCGCUCCGGCUGGUCGGUGGACCCGUUCGGGCACGGCUCGACCGUCCCGUACCUGCUGAAGGCGGCUGGGCUGGGCGGCGCCGUCAUCCAGCGCAUCCACUACGCCUGGAAGCAGUGGCUGGCCGAGCGCCAGAUGGGCGACUUCCUCUGGCGCCAGAACUGGGACCGCGACGGCAGCGCCGACCUGCUCGUGCACAACCAGCCCUUCGACAUCUACUCCAUCAAGCACUCCUGCGGCCCACACCCACAGGUGUGCCUCAACUUCGACUUCCGCAAGAUCCCGGGCGAGUACACGGAGUACUCGGUGCGGGCGGUGCCGAUCGACCGAUCGAACGUGCGCCAGAAGGCGGAGCUGCUGCUGGAGCAGUACGGCCGCACCGCGUCGCUGUCGCCCGCCAACCUGGCGCUCAUCCCGCUGGGCGACGACUUCCGCUACGACCGCGACGUCGAGUGGCAGCAGCAGUACGCCGGCUACUCGCAGCUCAUCGCCUACAUCAACGCGCACCGCGACCGCUACCACGCAGAGGUCAACUUCGGCACGGUGUCGGACUACUUCGACGCGCUGCGCGAGCGCUCGGCCAAGCUGCGCGCGGCCAACAGCAGCGCCGGCUUCCCGCGCGUCCGCGGCGACUUCUUCGUGUACAGCGACAUCUUCAGCGAGGGCCGGCCCGCCUACUGGUCGGGCUACUUCACGACGCGGCCCUACUGGAAGCUGCUGGACAGGGAGCUGGAGGCCGCACUGCGCUCCGCCGAGAUCCUGUACGCCGUCGCGCUCGCCGCCGCGCGCAGGCCGCCCACCUCGUCGGCGCCGUCCAACUCCUCGGUGAUGCGCCGGCUGCUGGAGCGCGACUUUGAGCGGCUGGAGCGCGCGCGCCGCUCGCUGGCGCUCUUCCAGCACCACGACGCCAUCGCCGGCACUAGCAAGGCCUUCGUCAUGCACGACUACGCGCUCAAGCUGUUCGAGGCCAUCCAGGACGCCACGCAGGUGACCGCCAGGGCGGCGCUGUCGCUGCUGGGAGGCGACGGAGGCGGAGGCAGCGGUGGGGCGUCCAUCGGAGGCGGUGCGGGGGCGGCGGCGGCGGGGAGCGGCGCGGGGGCGGCCAAGCUGUCGCUGCUGCCCGACACGGACCGCGAGUCCUACGAGAAGCUGCCGCGCAAGGUGCCGCUGGUGGUGCCGCGCAACGAGCCGCGCCGGCUGGUGCUGUGGAACUCGCUGGCGCAGCAGCGGCAGGAGGUGGUGGCGGUGCGCGUCACGACGGCCAGCGUGCGGGUGCUCGACCCGGACGGGCGCGCCAUCCCGCACCAGCUGAACCCCGUCUGGAACCUCACCGACGCCGCCACCGCCGCCCCCGACCCGGCCGCCGGCGGCCAGGACCGCCAGGACGCCAGGUACUCGGGCGGCGUGGGCGGCGAGUCGUCGCCGGGCCCCUACCUGCAGAUGUCGGGCGACGAGUUCGAGCUGCUGUUCGUGGCGGACCUGGCGCCGCUGUCGCUGGCCGUGUACACGGUGGAGCGCGCCGACGCGCCGCCGCCGGGCUCGCGCGCCGUCGUCUACUGCGCGCGCUGCCGGCCGCCGCCCGCCCCCGCCGCCCCCGCCGGCCAGGAGGCGCAGCCGGCGCCGUUCGAAGUGCGGCCCGUGCAGGCGGGCGACGUCCAGCUCGAGAACCACCGCCUCAAGCUGCUGCUCGACGGCCGCACCGGCCUGCUCAGGGCCAUCACCCGCAAGGCGACGGGCCGGGUGACGCAGUGCGGGCUGCUGUUUGCAGCGUACCCGUCGGCGCAAUUCCACAGCGGCGCCUACCUCUUCAUGCCGGACCCCAACUCCAGGGAGCCCGAGAGGGAGAUCCUGGGCCAGGGUGAGGAGGGCGAGAACGGGCCGCCGCUGAUCGUGAUCACGUCGGGGCCGAUCGCCUCGGAGCUGCGCACCGUCUCUCGGCCGCCGUCGCUCAUCGACCACACGGCGCGCAUCUACCACGCAGCGGGACCGCUCGCCGAGGGUGUGAGCCUGGAUGUGGUGGUGGACCUGGGAGCGCCCCCCAGGAACCGGGAGACGGAGCUCUUCAUGCGGCUCGUCACCGACAUCAGCAACGGGGAUCCCCCAGAGUUCUACUCUGACCUCAACGGCUUCAGCAUGCAGCGGCGUGUCAAGGUGGAGCGCGUGGGCAUCGAGGGCAACUACUUCCCGGCGACGACGGCGGCGCUGGUGCAGGACUCCGGCCGGCGGCUGACGCUGCUGGUGAACCGGGCGCAGGGCGCGGCCGGCUGGCAGCCCGGCUGGCUGGAGGUGAUGCUGGACCGGCGCACGCUGUACGACGACUCGCGCGGGAUGGGCGAGGGCGUCGUGGACAACAAGCGCACCGCCUCGCGCUACUGGCUGCUGCUCGAGGAGCUGGACCCGGCCGCCGCGCCAGGCCAGGUGACGCGGCUGAGCCUGGCGGCGCACCACCUGUCGAACGCGCUGCUGUACCCGCCGUCGCUGCUGGUGGCGGAGGGCCCUGCGCGCCAGCCGCGGCCGCAGCGCCGCCGCCUGCUGCUGGACCGGCCGCCGCCCUGCGACGUCCACCUGCUCACGCUGCGCCAGGCGCCCGCCCACGACGACCCCGCCUUCCCCUCCACCUCGGCGCUCAUGGUGCUGCACCGGCAGGGCUAUGACUGCGCCGUGACGGGAUCCACGGUCCCGCGCUGCGGGCCACUAGAUGCGACGUCCGACAAGGCCUUCCGGCCGGGAACCACUUUCCGCCCCGAGACCCCGGUGUCCAGGGUGUCCCGGGUUUCACUGACUGGACUCCGGGAACUGCCGGGUGCCGUCCCCGAUGCCGCCGACCUGGGAGCGGGGGCGGGUGCGCCCCGCGUCCGACCGAUGGAGCUGACUGCGCUCAACGUCACCUUCGCAGUCGUCUGACGGGGAACCCGGAGACGGCUACAGCGGUGGGCGGCGUAGUGUGUCCGGCCUGACAACGCCCCCGCCGGACACCGCAUUCGCCAGACUGCUGUGGCAACGACACCCGGGCGAGGCACUCGUGCGUGACCUCCCAUCCACUUCUACGACAGGUGUUGACGAGACGUUAGUACAGUAACGUGAGGAAUUCUUUCGGGCGUGGUGCAAACACUCAGGUCAGAUCACUGCACCAAUAUUCCACUGUUCGGGUAUUUUAUUGUGUGACGUGCAGCAUUGCACCGUCUCACCGGGAAGUCGGGCAGGGCACUCUAUCCGUAUUCGAGUGCCUCUGGGGCUAAAUGAGGCUGAAGACAAAUACGAGUGCUGUGUAGCCCCGACUUAUUGUAGGUACAAUAGCCAAAGCGUUAUCUACUGUGUGGACCUACAUCAGCUAGGGAGACACUGCGACCUUCCCUGUACCAUUUGGAACCUACGUCACUCAGGCCAAACGAGACAGAAGCUCGGCAGGUGACCGGCAGCAGUGCGGUGCAGCCCAAAUUAUGCUAGGAACGAUAGUCAGUCUUGGCUGUAGCAGAUAGCUCUCAGGUGUGGCGCAAACACUCAGGUCAGGUCAUCAGGUUAUACCUUCGCACCAGUAUUUCACUGCUGGGUAUUUUUACUGCAUUGGACAGGAUUCCCACCCAUACUCCAAGUAUCGCAGUGGCUAAAGGAGACGAGGGAAAUAUCAGUGCUGUGUAGUCCUAGUUUAUCACAAGGGCAACAGUCCAGCUCUCCUGUCCCAUGUUUACCUAUCGCACUUACGCAGAUUUAUGUACCAAGUGGACCUAAUCACACUGUGACCUUCCCCACAAAAUUUGGAACCUUUAUCAGUUGGGCAGCAUGGAACGCCCUAAUUAUGAUCAUCUCACUGGCCAAAUGAAAUGGAAGCUCAACUAAUGAUGAAUGUGAGUGCUGUGGAGUUCAACUUACGCCAGGAGUCACUUUCAGCGUGCCCCUAUCUAAACAUGCAUUAAUCAGAAAGACUCUCCAACCUUUGUUGUACUGUUCGUCGCCCACUCAGUGACUCUGAGCCCUCAGUGACCACAGCAUAUAGGCAGCCAGGGUGUGAUAAAUCUUGCUGAUAAACUGUCAUACAGUCAAGUCCUUGAAUCGUUGGUCUGUGCUCCUGCAUAAUGUGUGCAGGUACCAGAGAAUGCUGAAACUUGUGCAGUGAUCCCUGGUGUAAGAGGAUAAAUGUUCAAAAUUUCACUUUCAUCUGCUGUAAAUUGCUCCCAAACCAGUGUAAAUAUUUUUAUUGCUGCCAGAGCGUAAUCAGGGUAACUAUAAUCAAAAAUUGGGUUUCUUUUGUCAUGAUAUAGUUCUCCACUGAAGGUGGUGUCUUCACUUGAUAGAUUAGAUUUUGCAAGCUGUAUUGACUGUACUGGCCAGUGACAAAAACGUCUUUCGUGGGAACUGCUUGAUGUAUGAAGUAUUAGACAGUAUGACACCAGUGCAGAACAAAUGUAUCAACAUCUACAUUACUGCAUGUGACUUGUCUACAUGGGUGUAAUUACCAUAAAUGUGUUUUGUUGGGUCUAUUUGAUGAUGAUGAAUGUUUAGACUUGCAGAAAUGAGAUUCUGAACUGAGGAGUCCCUACAUUUCUCUUCGUGUUAUGUGUGUCCUGAUGAUGUGAGUGAUCAGUUAUUUCCAACAGCAAAAUUCUGUUGAGAGUAACAAAAGUGACCUGUUUGGCAUUUUAAACUUUUGUACAGUUUAAGAAGACAAGUGCAAUAUGGUAGCAACAUUUGACUCCUCUUCCUGAACAAAUUUGCUUGCAGUUCUGGAGCUGUUGUUCACCCUCAUGGAAUCUACAUUUUGGUCAGCUGGAGUUGGGCACGAUACAUCACAAGAAAAAUGGCCCCUAAUUGACUGGGAGGAAGGAGGGUUUGGGUAUUUGAAAACUGAAUGGUGCUUGCCUCAUUCAGCAAGGAGGGCUUGAGUACAUAAAAUAGAAUGGCACAUAGGUGUAAUGGGGGAAAGACAGCCUGGGUGCAUAAAACUGGAUGGUACAUAACUGUAGUGAAGGAGUUGUCCAUUGUAUCCAUUGUAUCAAAUAGGAUGGGACAUUGGUGUCAAAGUGGAAUUCUAUGUUGUUUUCCGUGUGACUGAUAUUUAUUGACAUUUUCUGAGGGUACUUCAUGCUUUCUUUGACGUACUAAACACAUCAUUCAUUCACCUGGCAAAGGGUGUCAAAAUAUAGGGCAUAUUGAUGUCAUGUUAAUAUUAAGAAAUUGUGAAACACAUUUAAUGUGUUACUCAAAACAUGCAAUGUGUACAGUGGUUGCUGUCCAUUGGUGCAAUAAUGGUGUUGACAUCCAGUCACAUACAUGGCUGCAUCAUCAGGUAACAAAGUGUGGAUUCCAUUGGCCAAUGCUAAAUUGUGGAACGAAGUAGUUAACUAUUACUGGUGACAGCAUUGCCUUCCAGUCAAAAGGAGGAUUUAAUAUAUGGCUCUGUCUUCAGUGGCUGUUGUAUCAUUGAUCCCCAUCCAUUGUAUGGCCGUCUGGGUACACUAUCUCUUUCCUGAACAAUUUGAUAAACAAAUCAUCACCUGUAUUUAAAAAUUAAAAUUUUUGUUGCUCACAAAAAGGUGUGGAACAACAGUCGUUACAUGAGCUCUUCAUCCCUUGUUUCCUUUGGCCACAUACCGCCUAACACUUACUUCACUGACUGCCUCGGAAAUUCUUCUAUGCAUUCAGUCAUGCAUAUCCUCGGCUGCUGACACAAACUUUAUUACACGUAUGCCUUAUAUGACAUAUUACCCACAGGUAGAUUAAAUUAUGUGACACUCAUUUCACUCUAGACCCACAGAGAGCGUAAGAGGUAAAUGUUUACACACGCAGAUGCCUUAUUAGAAGACACCUACCUCUCAUUUCCUGGCAAACUCCUCGCUCUCCAUUCUGACAAACACAAUACUUCCAGUUUUGUGCCAGGAAUUUGCAGUGCAGCCAUUCAACCAUUUCACUUCAUGCUAAAGGGUGGAAUAUUAUUGUAACGUUGUUGUACAGCGUUUUCCUUGCCUGUAAAAGCAGUUUAUGGAGAGGUCUGCUCAGUGUUGUUUUGUUCUUUUCAUAUCUUGCCAUGCACUGUGAAUCCAACUCAGUGCACACUUAAAACAGAGCUGUUAUUCAAAGGAGGUUUUUGACUGCAGAGUCACAGAAAGUGGAAAUGGUGUGCAGUGCCAAGAGGUAUAGGUUCUGCAUUCACCUGCAUUUUUUAAACUUGACUUAAUAUUCUUUUUUUUAUCAGUGAAAAUUGUUGACAUGGAAGUUGUAUACAUAACAUAGUAGGGCCAAAUGAGGAUAGGGUUUACGAAUCUCAUGGGUCACAUUUCAUGUCUGUAUUUGUAUGUACAAAGAGCAAUGGAAAAUACCAAAAAUUUAAAUGAGAAGUAGACUUGCAAGACACUCUCUAAUGGUAACAGAUGUGUUUUUUGUAACAGUAAAUUUCUUCUUCACCCCCCCCCCCCUUAUUUCUUCUUUCCUCCUUUAUUUCUAUUAGCUGUACUGGGUCAAAUUUGAUGAUGGGCACAGAUAGUGAGUUAGUGCAGUUAGGCAGUGAACCAAUCUGGAUGACACAAUUUAUAAUGUAAAUGUGAGAAUAACAGUUACAUGACUUGCUGUGCCCUGCUUCUACUUUUCCUUGUCUUCUGGUUUGCCAUUUUUGUUAUAUAUAUAUACAUAUUUUUUUUACCAGAAAGAAACAAAUGUGAAGGUAAAUAAACAUUUUUUCAGUGGAGAUUCCAAGAACAGCAACUAAAAAGUGCUGAAAUAAAAGUGUUAAAUUGUAGGUAAAAUGUGAAUGAGAAGAAAAUAAUGUAGAACGUGCUUGCCAUCAAAGAGCUUCUGUCGUCUACGAGUCCUGAACCACAGUGCAUUUGGUGUGGGAAUUGACCUGAUGUGGAAUUACAAGACUUGCGUGGGAGUGCAUUUCCCGAUUGAUUUUUUUUUUUUUUUUUUUUUUAAUAUCACAUGUGGUGCCCUGAAAGUGAACAAUUUGAAAUGUGUACGUGCGUGUUUAUGUAUGUGUCUGUAUGUGGUGGGAUCACUGUCUGGGUGUAUAUAGAAUGGAAGUCUUGUUAAAAGUCAAUAUUUUUUACAAUGAUAUUACUACAACUAUUGGUGCAGAGAGAGAUAGAAGAAAGGAACUGAGGACUGAGUGAGUGAAUGAAGUAGAGAAAGGCAAAUAAAACUGAUGUUACUGUGAAAUUAUGUAAAUAAAAAUGUGAUUCUAUUAAUAUGGAAUAAAAGUGUUAUUAAAGGUGCUACAAGAAUA
Molecule: messenger RNA, 9741 nt
Organism: Schistocerca gregaria
Lineage: Eukaryota; Metazoa; Arthropoda; Insecta; Orthoptera; Acrididae
Gene: alpha-Man-IIb
Product: alpha-mannosidase 2
Exons: 19
Coding region: 1668-5429 (1253 amino acids)
Biological process (GO): protein deglycosylation; mannose metabolic process; N-glycan processing
Cellular component (GO): Golgi membrane
Molecular function (GO): carbohydrate binding; alpha-mannosidase activity
Source: RefSeq, a predicted model, not a curated record